Labeo rohita (rohu) is the source of this 584-nucleotide messenger RNA. RefSeq names its product small integral membrane protein 20 (gene smim20). Gene Ontology annotation, cellular component: mitochondrial inner membrane. NCBI's taxonomy places the organism in Eukaryota, Metazoa, Chordata, Actinopteri, Cypriniformes, Cyprinidae. The record is from RefSeq and is a predicted model, not a curated record. Bases 67 to 273 code for a protein of 68 amino acids. Gene Ontology annotation, biological process: mitochondrial respiratory chain complex IV assembly. The transcript has 3 exons.
ACUUCAACCCGGAACAGCAUGAAAGAGUUGCUUUCUGUCCUCGGAUGAGGUGAAUCUAUCAAAAUCAUGUCUGCUAAUAGAAGGAUAACGCUCAUAUUUGGAGGCUUCAUUGCAGCUGUUGCUGUGGCCUUUUAUCCUAUAUUUUUCCAUCCGCUCACUCACACUGAAGACUACAAGCAGAUCCAGAAGGUAAAUCGAGCCGGAAUCAAUCAAGCAGAUGUGCAGCCGGUUGGUGUGAAGAUCUGGUCUGAUCCCUUCAAGCCAAAAUCAUGAUUCCAGUGUGUGGACGAAAAUUAAGUAAAUAAACAUGAGGAUUGAUGUGUGAGGAUUGAGUAUUUGAGACAAACACAUUAACUCGUUGCUGCCAUGCAUCAGAUGAGACUUUAAGGAUGUUUGAAUAUUUUGAGUGUGCAUAUUUUAUGUGGGAAUGUGACUGAAUAACAAAAAAAAGUUGCUUUGUUUCUCAGCACUUAAAAAUAUUAUGUUCAUGAAUCACUUUGAAUAGUUGUGUUUAUUGCUGGUGUAUUAAUGGAGUAAAUUACUAUUCUGCUAUUUGUAUUCUGAAUAAAAACAAUGUUCCUCAA